This is a messenger RNA of Colletotrichum destructivum, 1233 nucleotides long. RefSeq names its product Putative Cellulose-binding domain, fungal, Cellulose-binding domain superfamily. Lineage: Eukaryota; Fungi; Ascomycota; Sordariomycetes; Glomerellales; Glomerellaceae. The transcript is spliced from 4 exons. Gene Ontology annotation, molecular function: cellulose binding. The record is from RefSeq and is a predicted model, not a curated record. Gene Ontology annotation, biological process: carbohydrate metabolic process. Gene Ontology annotation, cellular component: extracellular region. The coding region runs from base 46 to 834 and encodes 262 amino acids.
AUCCAGCACUGCCGUCAAUCAUAACAACCUCCACACUCGAUCAAAAUGAGAUUGCUAGGUUUCUUGGCUACGGGCCUCUCUGCCACACCCUUCUUCGGUUCUGCUUCGGGGCAGAGCACGGUUCCGGCUUGGGGGCAAUGCGGUGGUAAUGGUUGGGGCGGCGGCACUGCUUGCGUGAGCGGCUACACCUGCUCUAUUCUUAAUCCAUUUUACCAUCAGUGCAUCCCAGGAUCCAGCACUCCGACGACCGCUUCUGCCAGGCCCUCUUUAACUUCAACCGCCUCUGUUGCAACUACCACUAACAUCCGCACAACAUCUCGUGCAUCGACAACUCUCGUGAGUGUAACCACCACAGCAGCUGGCGGCGGUGGCGGCACCGUUCCCACGACUCUUGUCUCGGGAUGGUACUGGAUCCGCGCUGUGGCCUCGCCCAACUUCCACAAUUACCUCCAAGCCAAGCCGACCAAUACGCCCAGCAAAGCCUACCUCGAGUCUCCUAGCGGUGCAGGCCAGUUCAAGAUUGAGUCUGGCCAGUUGCUCCACCUGACUGGGUCGUCUUCGCUGUAUCUCAACGUUGAGAAUCCGAUGGAUAAGACCCAGAGAAAGCUGGAGACGUGGUUCAGCACGAGCAAGAAUACUUAUGGCACGUUCGCCUUUCAGGGGGAUACGCUUACGUGGAACACGCCGGAUAUCAACCGCCCUAACCUGGCUGCGUGGCUUGUCUGUGAGAACCAGGAGGUGUUCAUCAACACGGGGGCAUAUCUAUACCAGACGCCCGCGGGAUGCUUUGAUCAGACUAUACACUCAUAUGGAGGAUCCACUGCAGAUUAUUGAAGUCAUGAACAGCUUUUGUGACGGGUGUUCAACGCCUCUGUCUCAUUACUCUCGUUAGCUAGCACUCAAAUUCUCUACUAACUUCCUAUUUGCCAAAUUCUGUGGUCAUCGGUCCUUCACAAGUGGCUCUCUUUAAUGCCUCUAUCCUCUCCUGGUUGAGUCGGACUCAUCACAGUGUCCAAAGUGAAGCUGUGCGGCCCUACGUACUCUUGCACUUUGCUCCCGUCCUGCACCGUCCACUCCUUGAACCACGACUGAUACAUGUGCACACCUCCAUACAGGUGAGCGUGGCUCGUGAACUCCCACCAGACGUUGAAAUGCAUCAUUCCCGUGCCCAUGGGCUCGAGGCUCCACUUGAUGACCUUGUUCAAUGAUGUGGCAUUUCUGCACUCCGUCUUC